Linum trigynum is the source of this 4607-nucleotide messenger RNA. The record is from the annotation of a GenBank genome assembly. Lineage: Eukaryota; Viridiplantae; Streptophyta; Magnoliopsida; Malpighiales; Linaceae.
AAGUAUAUUAUACUUCUACUAGGAUAGUAAAUGGGAUUUUUCCAGAAAUAGCACUGUUUAAAAAAAAUUUCCAAAAAUAGCACCUAAGUCCGAAAAAUUUCAAAAAUAGCACCAUUUUCCAAAAACCGCUCCGUAUCAGUGCAGUUUAGGCAAAAAACCGCCACCCAGGGGCGCGUUUUUCGAUAAAAACCGCACCCCUAGGGGGCGGUUUUGCCGAUCGCACCCCCACCAUGCGGUUAGGUUGCAGACCGCACCCCCACCAUGCGGUUUGGUUGCAGAUCGCACCCCCACCAUGCGAUCUGCUUUUUUUUUUUUUUUUGAAAAUCCUAACCUAGGUGGAAACUUCAAACGGACGUAUCUUUGUGUUCGGGUAUCAGAUCGUCGCGAUUUUUUUUUAUUCUGCAUAACUUUUUGAGAUCUUGCAAGCCGAAGACUGCCGAAGGUGGUUUGAUCUCGCCUUCGUCCCAAAAAAUGUCGUUUGCUACCCCGCACGAGCUUAUUUCCGAUUUCGUCAAACUUUGGACAACCAUAACUUUGUGCUCCAAAAUCCAAACGACAUGAAUUUUUUUUAUUUCGCAUAAAUUUUUAAGGAAUACAACUUUUAUCAUAGACAUAAUUUCAAAAUGUACGUGGAUUGCUGAGAAGGGAAGGUAAGUUAUUCCCAAAAUCUUGUAUAUCCAAAAUAAUUCCUGUUUUGAAAAUUCAUUCUAGUAAAAAUUGUAGUCCUUAAAAAGUUAUGCGAAAUAAAAAAAAAUUCAUGUCGUUUGGAUUUUUUGGAGCACAAGGCGGGACCAAACCACAUUCGGCAGUCUUCGGCUUGCAAGAUCUCAAAAAGUUAUGCGGAAUCAAAAAAAAAUUCGCGACGAUCGGAUACCCGAACACAAAGAUACGUCUGUUUGAAGUUUCCACGUAGGUUAGGAUUUUUCGAAAAAAAAAAGCAGAUCGCAUUGUGGGGUGCGAUCUGCAACCAAACCGCAUGGUGGGGGUGCGGUCUGCAACCAAACCGCAUGGUGGGGGUGCGAUCUGCAAAACCGCGCCCCUGGGUGGCGGUUUUUGCCUAAACCGCACUGGUAAGAAGCGAUUUUUGGGAAAGGGUGCUAUUUUUGGAAUUUUUCGGACUUAGGUGCUAUUUUUGGGGGAAAAAAAUAAACAGUGCUAUUUUUGGAAAAAAAAAUUAAACAGUGCUAUUUCUGGAAAAAUCUCAUAGUAAAUUGGCAUUUAUAGGCCAUGAGUUAACCAAAGUUUGGGUUAUAUAUUAUAACCUAACUUCUAAUAGGUAAACCGUACAUACAUUCUCAAAAUCCAACCCAAAGAUGAAGUAUACUAUACUUCUGAAGUAUACCGGUAUUUACUAUGUAUAAGUAAUUAAUCUCUUUCCUAAACAAAGGAGCAAAGUGUAACGGAUCUACUUAAGACUUUAUUUUAUGUGUGCAAUGCACUAAUAAGAUCAAUGGAUAACCCUAAACCCAAAAGCACACCAAAAAAUCAAAGGAUAAGCAAAAAAGAAAAAGGGGGGAAAGCAGAAAAAGGAAGAGAGCAUCCCCUUCCAUGGGGCUGCAACAAAAGACCACCUAAAUAAUGAGGGGAUCCCAAAGCAAAGACUCUUCUGUGAAUUCAUCCUUCAACUACAUAAAAUAGGGGCAAAAUUAUUGUUAGAGAAAUACACCACUCUUUGGUUACGAUUUCCUACCAAAGGUGAAAAGCACGAUUCUAUUAAUAAGCGUUUUGGUAACUUUGAAAUGUAAAAGCGCAACUUUUUAUAUAAAUUUUAAAGCGCAAUUUUAACAGUAGGGGCGACUGGCGAUGAUAAGUUGCUUUGUCUACAAAGAGGAUUUGUGGAGGGAUAUGUUGUAAACCAGUAACGUGAGUGGUUUAGAAGCGAUCUUCUCAUUCUUCUCUUUUUUCUGUGGUUUUCUUUUUCUUUUUCUCGUUCUUGACUUGGUAAUUGGUAUAGUGUGCGUUCCAUUCCAUAUCCAAAAGGACAACAAAGCACAACGUUAGGCCAGGCAAUUGUUUUCUUCUGAAAAUAUUGAAUGUCAUUUCAACGUUCCGUUUCUUUUCCACCUUCCGAAACCAAUAUUUUUCUAAGAAAUUAAUUUCUAAUGUACAUGUACGUAUAUAUAUACCCCUUUAAUUUGUUUAUCUUGCCAGUUGCCAAUGGACGUGUAUAUGAUAUUGCAAACAAUGUUCGCCGCUAGCAUGAGAGAGAAUGGGCAAGGUUUCUCCUAGCACCGUUAGUAAAAGUGUCGGUUUCUACCAAAAAAAAAAAAAAAAAGUAAAAGUGUCGGUGAAUUGAUUUCGUCAACCCACGCCCCCACCGUUCCAACCUAACUCGUCUCUCCCUCCCUGUUCUCAAAUUUCCAUUUCAUUUUAUUUAAUUGUAAGCUGUAACUCUAACUUGGCAAAUGCUGGAUGUUUCCAAGUAACAGUGUGCAAGAAGGCUAGGAUUUGUGCUUGGUGGCGGUUUGUAUCCUUUUAUGUGUUUUUGUCACUGCAUUCAUAGGAAUUUUGAUAUUGUGAUCUUCUUUUUUGUUUAGCUAUCAACCACAGCAUUUGCUUAUUUCAUUUACUUCACAAUUGUAAGCAUACUGCAUUGUAUACCUGCCUAUGACAAAAAAAAAAACUAAAGAAAGGAGAAACCUAAAAAGCCUUGGAGAUCCAACUCUAUCACAGAUAAACUUUUUUAUAGAUGAUUUAUUUUUCUACUUACUCAUGUGCACUUUAAAUGGUAUUCAAAUCAUGCGAUUAGAAUCGUCAAACUGUCUUUUUUGUCAUAUAGCUAUGGAAAGCUAUAUGGACUAUGAAAGUACCUCCAAAAGUUCGACAUUUUAUAUGGAGUUUCACUCGGGAGAUCUUGCCGACGGGGUGAAAGUGAUUGUGAAAAUCCCGAGGUGGAGCAACAAAUGCCCAUUUUGCAACCAGAAGGAGUCGCAACAUCACCUCUUCCUUGAGUGUAGCUGGAGUUGCGGAGUGUGGACGGGGACGCCAUGGGGGAAGGCUUUUACCAUACAUGGGGCGCCGGAUUGUAUGCUUUGGGUCAAGGAGGUAUUAAAGAAUGAGAACUCCGACAUAGUGGAACACUGGGCCAUAUGAUCCUAUGGGCGAUCUGGAAAGAGCGGAGUGCACAGUUAUUCAACGGAGCUAACUGGCCUGAAAACAAGAUUGUACAGCGAGCAACUUCCCUCCUGGAGGAAUAUUGAAAGAACCAAGGGCCGGAGGAUGCUCCCAGUGAAGCGCAGCAAUUGGAUUGGUGGUAGCGGCCUGCGGAGGGACGAGUUAAGGUGAAUACUGAUGUGGGUAUGGUCCCCGAUGAGGGGUAUGUCUUGGAGUUGUCUUUAGGGACCACACGGGGAGGUUUGUCGCGACGACGACAAAAAAAAGAUGAGAGGGCCCUGUGAUAUGGAAAUGGCGGAGGCAUUAGCUGCGGAGUUAGGAGUCCAAAUUCAAACCAACUUGGUUUUCAACAUGCACAUUUGGAGGUUGACCGCUUGACCCUUGUUGAGAAACUUCUGCGUGCCCAAGAAGUACAAGCCGAGAUUGGCGUCAUAUGCAGACAAGUCUUGAGCCUCUUAAAUGAGGCGGGAUCGGGGUUCGAUAGCAUUUCUCAUGUACGGCGUAUCGCUAACAACGCGGCGCAUAUUAUAGCUCAUAGUGAGACCCAGUGGUAUUGUAGAGAAGUGUGGUUAGAUAGACCACCGAUUUUCCUUAUCGAUCAGCUACGGCUGGAUGAUGUAACCUUAUCUUCUUAUUAAUAUACACACUGGUUACCCGUAAAAAAAAAGGAUAAACCAGAUAACAACGAGGCAGGACGGGACAUGAUACCCUACGGAUUUGUGAAACUCAUUUCCCACCUCCUUGUCGUCCAUUAUCCUCUUCCUCAUCCUACAGUUGUAAAUACAGAAAGGGUGUUUUUUGAACUUUGUUUAUAAAUUGUAAAAGGAAAGAAAAUGGAAUAAUUAAUAUAAUUGCAUGUGAAGGGUUCUUUAGUGUGAUUGAUGGGUUUGAUUACCACUAACCAUAAACAACCCCCACCCCACCCCAUCAUCUUCAUGGUGAAACUUAGGGGUGGGAAAUGUUGUGUCCGGACCAGACCAUACCAUAAACACGAUGUAUAGUCCAGAUCGAGAGGCCAAAACACAAACAAUGGACCAGAUCAUAUACUAUACGGUCAAGACCAUACCACAACUGUGUGUGCGGUCCAGUACGGUCUGGAUUAGGCAGACCAUGUUAAAAAGAAUUCACUCUUAUUACGCCCUCCAACCCUUCGUCGGUAUCUAUAAAAAUAAAUAUUCCAGUGACCAAUAUGCUAGUGAAACAAAAAUUUAGUGAUCAUAAUUAAAAUGAGAAGAAGUAUGUGAGGAGAGAAAUGUGGUUUUUCAAUUUUUAAACUCUCUCUCCAGUCUCCAUUAAAAAAGACACACAUCAAUAGUCUUGUUUCCCUCUUCUUCUUUGUGCUACCUCUUCUCUCCCUCUCUCAGGUGAUCCGAAGGUUCUCGUGGUCUACACCUUCGUGAUGACCUCGAGAUCGUUUUGAACCACUAAGAUGGCCGCUUAUUUCUCAGUAAUUUUCCUUAUCUCAUCAAAGUGAAUGAAAUUUGUCUAGUGUU